Aspergillus luchuensis is the source of this 732-nucleotide messenger RNA. RefSeq lists its product as uncharacterized. Gene Ontology annotation, molecular function: lyase activity. Lineage: Eukaryota; Fungi; Ascomycota; Eurotiomycetes; Eurotiales; Aspergillaceae. The transcript has 2 exons. The coding region runs from base 1 to 732 and encodes 243 amino acids. The record is from RefSeq and is a predicted model, not a curated record.
AUGGAAGCCUUUGAUCUCUCCGCUGCUCCCCCGGAAUUCGCGGUCUGGGCACCAACAGUUUAUGCCCUUAAUGCUUACACCAACAUAAUCUGGCUCUAUGUGUACUAUGGCAUGAUAUACCGAUCUUACAAAGACAAGUCCUUUGCCAUGCCACUCAUUUGCCAGUGUCUCAACAUCGCAUGGGAGAUCACCUUCGGUUUUCUAUUCUCUCUAGACCACUGGCUAAUCAGUCUUACCUUCCAAGUCGCCACGAUAAGCAACUUUGGCGUCAUCUUCGCGGCGAUCAAGUAUGGGUCCAGAGAAUGGGACCGAUCCCCAAUGAUACAACGCAACUUGCCUUGGUUAUAUGGCGGUGGGAUAUUACUGGCAAUUGCAGGACACACUUGUCUUGCGUCAGAGCUCGGCAUGGUGAAGGCUUGCUUCGCGAACGCAAUUGUAUGUCAGGUUAUCCUGAGCGUUGGAUAUGUCAGUCAGCUUUUGGUUCGGGGAGCCACGCGUGGAUUUUCCCUUCAAUUAUGGUUCUUCCGGUUCACGGGCUCGUUGACUCUAAUCCCGGAGUUUUACCUUCGUAUUAAGUAUUGGCCUGAGGCUUUUGGAUGGCUGGGCGAGCCUUUUAUGCUCUGGUGCUGUUAUCUCUAUCUCGGCUUUGAUUUGGCAUACCCAGUGCUCUUUUGGUAUAUACAACGACGGGAGAAGGAGGAGGCGAUGGCCAAGGCUAUUAAGGACAGGUAG